CACUCUUUUUUCUCUGCUAUUCCAAAACCCUAGUCUCACGAUUCGAGCUGUGUGGCUGUUCUACCCACCAAAACCACACCUCUCCCAAUCAGGGAUUAGGGUUCCAAAUUCCGAAACCCUAAUCUCCUUAACGCUGUCCAGGCAACCAUGGCUUCCUCCUACGACCAUGAGGACGUCCAAUCUCAAUCCCAAGUCGACCCUUUGGGCUACGACCCCAACUACGUUCCCGACUCCGUCAGGACCUUCGUGGUCCACCUCUACCGCCACAUUCGUGAGAAGAACGUCUACGAAAUCCACCAGAUGUACGAGUCCUCCUUCCAAACCCUCUCUGACCGCCUCUUCAAGGAGACCCCUUGGCCCUCCGUCGACGCCGUCGCUCACCACGUCGACAACGACCAUGUUUUCUGCCUCCUCUACCGAGAGAUGUGGUACCGCCAUCUCUAUGCCCGCCUCUCCCCCACCGCCAAGCAGCGGAUCGAUUCGUGGGACAAUUACUGCUCUUUGUUUCAGGUGGUGUUACAUGGAGUGGUCAACAUGCAGUUGCCAAACCAGUGGCUCUGGGACAUGGUUGAUGAGUUUGUGUACCAGUUUCAGAGCUUUUGCCAGUACAGGGCCAAGAUGAAGAACAAGACAGAGCAAGAGAUUGCCCUUUUGAGGCAGUAUGAUCAGGCUUGGAAUGUGUAUGGUGUGCUCAACUUCUUGCAAGCACUUGUUGAGAAGUCCAUGAUCAUUCAGAUCUUGGAGCAGGAGAAGGAAGGACUUGAACAGUUCACUGCUACCGAUGGAUAUGAUUACAAUGGUGGAAGUAAUGUCUUGAAGGUGCUGGGAUAUUUCAGCAUGGUGGGCUUGCUUCGAGUUCAUUGUCUUUUGGGUGAUUAUCAUACGGGUCUGAAGUGCUUACUCCCCAUUGACAUUAGUCAACAAGGUGUUUACACCAGUGUUAUUGGAAGCCACAUUACAACCAUUUAUCAUUUUGGGUUUGCCAAUCUUAUGUUGCGGAGGUAUGUGGAAGCCAUUCGGGAGUUCAACAAGAUUCUUCUAUACAUUUACAAGACCAAGCAAUUUCAUCAAAAAUCUCCACAGUAUGAGCAAAUACUAAAGAAGAAUGAGCAGAUGUAUGCCUUAUUGGCAAUUUGUCUCUCACUUUGCCCCCAAGAGCAGCUUGUUGAGGAGACUGUACAGUCUCAGUUGAAGGAGAAGUACGGUGAGAAGAUGAAUAGAAUGCAGAGAUAUGAUGAUGAAGCAUUUGCUCUCUAUGAUGAGCUCUUCUCAUAUGCAUGUCCCAAGUUCAUUACCCCCUCAGCUCCUGUUUACGAGGAGCCUCUUGUAAAUUACAACCAGGAAGCUUAUAGACUUCAGUUGAAGCUGUUCCUUUAUGAAGUGAAGCAGCAACAGUUAUUAUCAGGUGUCCGUACCUUCUUGAAAGUAUAUUCAACCAUCUCUCUUGGGAAGCUUGCGACGUACAUGGAAGUGGAUGACCCCACACUAAGGACAAUUUUGAUGACAUAUAAACACAAAACACAUGCCGUUGAUUCCGAUGGAAAAAUUGGCUCCAAUGCUGAUGUUGAUUUCUACAUUGAUGAUGAUAUGAUUCAUGUUGUUGAAUCCAAACCAACCAAGCGAUAUGGGGACUACUUCAUGCGUCAAGUUGUUAAGCUUGAAGGAUUGAUGAACGAUAUGGACAGGGUAAAGCUUGACUGAGUUGCAUUUCUCUUUUGAAGAAUGAUAUGGACAGGAUAAAGCUGACUGAGUUGCCCAUCUCCUUUUAGGGUUCACCUCCUUUCUCUUGUUGGUUCUUACGGAUACUUGGAGGGAAUUUUUUUUUCUUAUUUAUGUCAAUUUUGAGUCACUGAAAUGUUGUUUUUCACAUGCCUUAUUCUGCUAUUGCAUUUUUCUUGGAGAAAAGAAGGAAGGUUGUGGUCCCAUCAGGAGGUCCAUUUUAGAAAUAUUGCCAGUAUGCUCUUCUGGUAUUGAAAUACCUUUUAGUUGAAGUUAUUUUGUUAUAUUACUUAUUAGGUUUAUGUAAGGCCUCUGAAAUCUGAACAUGUGAAACAUGGGGAUAAAUUAAUUACCAAUUUUCCUUUGUACCCAUCCAAAA
Molecule: messenger RNA, 2098 nt
Organism: Vitis riparia (riverbank grape)
Lineage: Eukaryota; Viridiplantae; Streptophyta; Magnoliopsida; Vitales; Vitaceae
Product: eukaryotic translation initiation factor 3 subunit L
Exons: 7
Coding region: 148-1701 (517 amino acids)
Biological process (GO): translational initiation
Cellular component (GO): eukaryotic translation initiation factor 3 complex; cytoplasm
Molecular function (GO): translation initiation factor activity
Source: RefSeq, a predicted model, not a curated record